AUGUGCGCCCUAGGUGAAGCUACAAAUGCCAUGAAACAACACCUUGGAACCUUUCUAUCGAUUACUAACAGCCUCCUUCUCUUCAUUCUUCCUUCACAAGUGCUAUCCUUCAACACAACCCGCAAACACUUUACGCUAUGGAAUCUCCAUGGAGCUCAAAGCUUUUAUCCCUGUCGAUUUAUUCAGUCCUCAUCUGAUUCAGAUAUCAUUGAUACUAUUGAAUGCGAUCGUGAGGCCUCCAACAUCCUCGAGAAUAGUAUUCCAACAAUUCAUCCCGAAGGUCGAGUGGUUAGAGAAAUACGCAUUUUCGCAGGACGUCGGCUCAAUGCUCUUCCACGCAAGGCAUUUGAAAGAGUUGGUGCCGACCUACAAAAACUCGUUAUUCAAGGAGGUGAUAUACGAGUGAUUAGGAGGGAAGCACUUCUGGGACUGACAGAACUCGAAGUCCUCGAGAUACGUAACGCUCCAAGUGCAGGAAAUCGGUGGUCAAACAAUGGCCUAGCUGGACGGCUGUUUACUGCUGAUGGGGAAUUGAAACAUCUCAAGAAGUUGAGGCGUCUAGUGCUUGAGAAUGUGGAUUUGAGCGAUGGACUAGUAGCCUAUGCGUUCUAUGAUAUAAGUCGACGUCUAAGCGAGGUAGAAAUGAUCGGUAAUAAUCUUGCCACGAUUAAUCCAUACACCUUUGAGAAGAGUGAAUGUUGCAGAUCCCUUCGACGAUUAAGCUUGGAGGGACAGAAUGCAUCAUUGAAUUGGUUGGACAAUGCCUACAGAUGGGCGCGCGAUUUAGGUGGAGUAACUUUGCUCUCCUUAAGCGGAAAUAAUAUCACCAAUAGGACACUCGACUUCGGCUACAGCCUGAACUCGAAAUUGCGAGCAUUGAAGAUAGAAAACUGUUUCCUUACAGAAAUAUCAGAUGAUCUUUUAAGCAAGUUCAAAGCACUAGAGGAGAUUUAUGUUGGAAAGAACAGCUUUACCAUCAUCUCAGAUCAGGAAGCCACUGAAAGGCUACGAGGCUUGAGGCGGUUGACAAGUCUUUCCAAAAUAAGUUUGCAUGGAAACAAGCGUCUCAUCUAUAGGCAGCCGACAUGGUUUCGAAAAUCGGGCAUAAAAGAGUUGGAUUACUCCAAAAGUCUUCUACGACGAAUAGGAGGUCGAGAGCUUCCAGCAGGACUUCAGCGGCUGCAUCUAGAAUCAACAUUCCUCGAAGAAAUCGACCCAGAAUGGACUGCUGAAAUGCCACACUUUUCUCACCUCUACCUGAACGCAUCGUACAUCAAGGGUGUGAAGAUUAAUGGAGUGGAAGGCGACUGGCAGGCAGCCUUAGAAGCCUUGAAAGAUCAAUUGAAAGUCCUUGGACUUUCACAAUGCCAAAUCAUUAGCCAGAGCCUUAAACCCGACAUCGGUGACGAAUUCCAUAUUAGUGGUUUGCGUCUGGGUUUGAAUAAACUCCAAAAACUUGAACGACUCGAUUUGUCCGGAAACUACAUCACCCACAUUCCACAGGACGCAUUCCACAACCUAUCCCAACUAACCAGUCUAAAUCUCUCCAACAACCACCUUCAAACACUCCUCAGUCUAGGGCAUGGUGUGAUGAGGUCAAAAAACAGUCCAUCAAUUCAACAACUGGAUCUUACCAAUAAUGCAUUGAGCAGUGUUUUAAGAUCCUCACCAAGUCUGGGAUUCAAUACGUCUUUGCAACAUCUUCUAGCUGAUGGAGUCGAAAUACAAUUGGGAGGAAAUCCACUAAUCUGUGAUUGCAGACUGCGAUGGUUGAGUGAAAAUAGGAUCAAAGUAGACAAUUUCACCUGUACAGGAAGGAAUCGCCUAACUGGAAGUGGAUUUCACAAAGUUACUGAAGAGGAGCUUGUAAACGAACAUAAUUGCAUCGAAAGAGAUUUUAGUGACGCGCCAAAUCCAACUUAUCCCUUCAGACCUGUUCGUGUCUUUGGUUAUGAUAGGCGUCUAAAGAAGGUUCACUUUGCAGUGAAAGGGCGGGCGUUAAAAUCAGCAUGGAGUAACAUUGCAAAAACAACCCCACCCCGUUCCGCUAUUGCAUUGCAAAAAUUGCUAGCAAAGCUGAACAAUUUGACCCCAGAAAUAAUCUCAAAGCUACAGGAGAAUUACCUCGUCUUCGAGGUAGCCUAUUGGCCAGUGGGAGAGAUGAGAGAGAUGGAAGGACGGUUGGAAUGGCAGGUGGUGGAGGAGGAGUUGAUGCAAAUUGAGGAAAGGGAGUACGUAUUCGCCAUCCAACCAAUCAAUGUUGCACGACCUCACACUGUCUGUUUUAGAAACGCUCUUGAACGUCGAAACACAGCUCGUUCCACCCUCUGUCAGAUAUUUCAACCCAGUGAACUAGCAAUGCCAGCAGUGAUAAAUGUGUCGGUAGAUAGAGUGGAUCAUGUCCACGCACCUUUGUGGUUGGUUGUUUUGGCAACAGCUAGUGUUGUGAUUUUCAUCAUUUCCAUGUUUUGGCUCUGCAUUCGAUACAGAAGCUGUUGUCGACGAAGAAGAAUGGAGAAAAGGCAGAAGAGGGAGGUGUCUUCAGCGACUACAAGUAACGAACUUCCUAGGUAUACAGGCUAUGAUAUGCAAAAGGAGAACACCUACGACAAAUUGGAAAACUACUAUUUGGAAAAUUCGUUGCCUAAUUUGACUGUGGUGGAUGAACGUCCUGAGUUGCCGAGACGUGUAAGGCGGUAUAGGAACCUGACACAAACCUUGGAGACAGGAACGGGCUCGUUGGGGGAUUUAACAGGAAUGCAGUGGUUUGCACAAAGAAAAGUACAAACUCAUCAACCUCCAGUGACUAGGCGCAUUUAUGAAAGGCGUCUUACCAACAAAUCGCCACUAACCGGUCCAAAAUUACCAAGACCGGUAACUUAUCAACACCCAACAACUGUGGCGACACAACUGCUACUAGACGAGAAUGGAUAUGUGAAGAUGAAUGCGGAAAGUGAUGAAUACGUAGAGGCUAGGCCAGAGAAGAGAAUAAGACGACAGACAGAAGGGGAAGAAGGCGAAGAUGCAAGAAUGCUGGAUUCCUACAUCCUUGGAGUAUCGAGAGCAGCAUUGUUAAGGCAGAAGAGUGCACCCCAAUCUGCUCCAAUGACUGGCACCCCUGAACCCUGGACCUCUCCUAAACCAUCCUUGUGA
This is a messenger RNA of Hydatigera taeniaeformis, 3153 nucleotides long. NCBI's taxonomy places the organism in Eukaryota, Metazoa, Platyhelminthes, Cestoda, Cyclophyllidea, Taeniidae. The record is from the annotation of a GenBank genome assembly.